This is a messenger RNA of Phalaenopsis equestris, 1151 nucleotides long. Its product is annotated as superoxide dismutase [Cu-Zn], chloroplastic. Gene Ontology annotation, molecular function: copper ion binding; superoxide dismutase activity. The coding region runs from base 241 to 900 and encodes 219 amino acids. NCBI's taxonomy places the organism in Eukaryota, Viridiplantae, Streptophyta, Magnoliopsida, Asparagales, Orchidaceae. The transcript has 8 exons. Gene Ontology annotation, biological process: removal of superoxide radicals. The record is from RefSeq and is a predicted model, not a curated record.
CGUAAUUGUUAGAUAUGUAAAUACACAGAGGUUAAGUGAUGUUCAUGUAAAUCUUCCUGAAAAUUUGAGAGUGGAGAUGCAUUCCUGUGAUUUCCGCAAUCCCUACGGCGCAGUCCCCCCAUCCACCUGAUAAUAUUAUUUAGCAGUCAGGAACCUUCGUCCUCACAUUGCAGCCCUCAUCUAACACUCCUUUUCCUUGCGACUCUCGUUCCGGCUAAAUCCCCCUCUCAACAGUCUGCAAUGGCCGCCGUCGCCUUCGCCGUCGCCGCCGCUGCCCACAACAUCAUCGCGGCCAAGCCUCGUUGCUCUUCUCUGCUGCCUCUUUCUUCCCGCCGCCGCCCCUUUUCAUCUGCUCUCUCCGGCCAGCCGCUCCGACUCCGCUCUCGAAGACUCGCCGUAGCUGCAGAGCCUCGCCUUAUGACUGUCGUCUUCGCACAGAAGAAGGCCGUUGCAGUUCUCAAGGGCGACUCCAAGGUUGAGGGCGUUGUCACUCUCAUCCAGGAAGACGACGGUCCCACGACUGUGAAUGUACGUGUCACAGGACUAACUCCUGGAUCUCACGGCUUCCAUCUUCAUGAGUUUGGUGAUACUACCAAUGGAUGCAUUUCAACAGGUGCCCAUUUCAACCCCAAAGGCCUGACACAUGGUGCUCCUGAAGAUGAAGUUCGUCACGCCGGUGAUUUGGGAAACAUAGUUGCUAAUGCUGAUGGUAUUGCUGAGGCGACAAUUGUAGAUAACCAGAUACCACUGGAGGGACCUAAUUCUGUUGUUGGAAGAGCAUUUGUGGUUCAUGAGCUCGAGGAUGAUCUUGGAAAGGGAGGACAUGAACUUAGCCUUACAACUGGAAAUGCAGGUGGCAGAUUAGCUUGUGGUGUGGUUGGUUUGACUCCCCUUCAGUAAUUAAUGUGGAGCAUCCACCAGUGCAGUUGAAAUUUUGUGCUGCUGAGAGGAUUUUAGAUUUCUUUAUGAGGAUUUUAUUCAGACAGCUUUAAAGGAAAAAAAUGGAGUUUUCAUCUUUAUACAGUAAUAAUAGUUUUCUGUUCUUCACUGUCUUCAUGUGUUUAUGCUGUCUCAGGCUCAUUAGCAGCUUCAGAGAUGCUUACUUUGCCUUUUCUGUUUUGCUGGAAGUAAAUUUUAUUAUUUGUUUUAUA